Messenger RNA from Chenopodium quinoa (quinoa), 840 nucleotides. RefSeq names its product glycine-rich cell wall structural protein 1.0-like. The transcript is spliced from 2 exons. The record is from RefSeq and is a predicted model, not a curated record. NCBI's taxonomy places the organism in Eukaryota, Viridiplantae, Streptophyta, Magnoliopsida, Caryophyllales, Amaranthaceae. Bases 1 to 840 code for a protein of 279 amino acids.
AUGACUGAAAUAGUCGAGUCUAUGAACGAGGAACUGCAUUCGUCCAGGCAUCUUGAACAAAUUUAUAUUUCCAAGAUAGCUGUGUAUUUUGUUGAGGAUUACUGUGGUGGUGGUGACUGGGGUACUGGUGCAGGUGGUGGUGGUGACUGGGCUACUGGUGCAGGUGGCGGUGGAGGCUGGGUUACUGGUGCAGGUGGUGGUGGUGACUGGGGUACUGGUGCAGGUGGUGGUGGUGACUGGGGUACUGGUGCAGGUGGUGGUGGUGACUGGGGUACUGGUGCAGGUGGUGGUGGUGACUGGGGUACUGGUGCAGGUGGUGGUGGUGACUGGGGUACCGGAGCAGGUGGUGGCGGUGACUGUGAUACUGGUGCAGGUGGGGGUGACUGGGUUAUUGGGGAAGAUGGUGGCGGUGAAUGGGAUACCGGUGCAGGUGGUGGUGACUGGUUUACUGGUGCAGGUGGUGGUGACUGCGAUACUGGUGCAGGUGGUGGUGGUGACUGCGAUACCGGUGCAGGUGGUGGUGACUGCGAUACUGAUGCAGGUGGGGGUGGUGGACUAACUAAAGGAGCUGUGGGAGGUGGUGGGGAAGUUGGAUUUGACACUGGUGGAGUAGACAAGGGUAUUGGAGGUGUUGUAGUUGUCGGGUUUGACGGAGGUAUGGGUGGUGCUGGUGAUGCAUUUGUUGGUGACAUUGCUGGCGCUUGUGCUUCUGCUAGUGCUAUGGCAAGAAACAUGCCAUAUAGCAUGCAAACACACCUUAGAUUAGCCAUUUUUCUUCUGGUUAGGAUAUCAAAGCUAUGUAGAUGUGUUUAUAUACCAAGUAAAGAUGGACUUUUAUGA